GCCAGCUGCGGACCGUCCAGUGGCUGUGCUACUUCUACAGCGUCGUCAUGCCCAGUGAGGCCCAGUGUGUUCUCUACCACGAGCUCCAGCUCUCCUUGGCCUGCAAGGGCCUACAGAUCCACUCUGGACUACACCAAACAAAGUCUGGGGAUUUUCAUUGACCUCCAGAAGAAAGAAGAGGCGCAUGCCUGGCUGCAAGCAAGGAAGAUCUACUACAUCCUGAAGCAGAGCGAGCUGCUGGACCUGUACAUCCAGGUGGCACAGAAUGUGGUCCUGUCCACAGGCGACUCCAACCUGGGCUGGAGCUGUUUGAGGCAGCUGGAGACAUCUUCAAUGGGGCCUGGGAGCGGGAGAAAUCCGUGUCCUUCUACCAGGAAAGGUUUGAUGCAGCCGGGUACUACCAGCUGGCACUGGCAGCCGCUGUGGACCUGGGCAACAAGAAGAGCACAGCUGAAGACCUACCCGCAGCCGGUCACCAUCUCCCACAACUUCCUUCUGGACCGCGAGAAGUCGCUCUUCUACCAGAAGGCCAGGACCUUCGCCACAGUGCUCAAUGUCUGCAGGGUCAACCUGCCUCCUCUCCCACUCUGCGGGUGGGCCCCCUGGUUAGCCCCCAGCCACCCUCGCUGAGGACAGCAUCCGAGGGAGUGGGUUUUGUGCAAGGAGGAGGAUGGUCUCCUGCCUCUCCUGGUGUCUCCCGUGGCUCAUUUUCUGGGAAAUGGAAGCAUGAAAGCAGGGUUCAAAUAGCAAUAAAUGCUUUUUUGCAAUAA
Molecule: messenger RNA, 770 nt
Organism: Piliocolobus tephrosceles (Ugandan red Colobus)
Lineage: Eukaryota; Metazoa; Chordata; Mammalia; Primates; Cercopithecidae
Product: SH3 domain and tetratricopeptide repeat-containing protein 1-like
Exons: 4
Source: RefSeq, a predicted model, not a curated record